Aplysia californica (California sea hare) is the source of this 1966-nucleotide messenger RNA. RefSeq names its product probable proline--tRNA ligase, mitochondrial. Gene Ontology annotation, molecular function: ATP binding; proline-tRNA ligase activity. Gene Ontology annotation, cellular component: mitochondrion; cytoplasm. Gene Ontology annotation, biological process: prolyl-tRNA aminoacylation. Lineage: Eukaryota; Metazoa; Mollusca; Gastropoda; Aplysiida; Aplysiidae. The record is from RefSeq and is a predicted model, not a curated record.
CUAUCGUCUACUUCUUAACAACUUUGAGGGUUUGUGACCGGUCCAGCCGGAACAGAGAUAAACUACUACUACUACUAGAUCUACUAGAUCUAGUUAGCUAAGUGGCAGGGAUGUCCUCGUAAUAAACCGAACAUACACAAUGACGUCCUACUGCUGUCGGCGAUACGUGAGCCGGUUGUUCCAGACCUUUGGGAAACCGCAGCCUAAACCCAAGUCAGAAAGAAAGGAGCAUGAACUGGGGUUGUCGUGUAAAAGUCAUAAGCUGAUGCUGUAUAACGACAUUAUCGCCCCGAGCCACUCUGGCGGCUUUCACUUACUUCCCCUUGGACUGCGGGCCCUGGAAAAACUGACGAGGCUGGUGGACCAAGAGAUGGAGGCCAUUGGUGGGCAGAAGGUUGCCUUGACGACGCUUGCACCGGAGGCCCUGUGGCACCAGUCAGGCAGGUGGGUGUCGGCCGGUGCGGAGCUGUUUACACUCAAGGACAGACACAAACACCAGUACUGUCUGGGUCCGACCCAUGAGGAGCUGGUGACCAAACUGAUGGCCAACAUGACUCACAUCUCCUACAAACACCUGCCCAUCAGACUCUACCAGAUAUGUACACAUUUGACACCUGUGAGAAGACAGCCCUGGAGACGUACAACACAGUGUGUGGAGCAUACGAGCGUAUCUUUGACAGGAUCGGAGUGGAGUAUGUCAAAGUGUCUGGAGCUACAGGUAUAAUCGGCGGUGACCUCUCCCACGAGUUCCACUAUCUCACUGACGUGGGUCAGGACUCCCUGCUCACCUGUCACAGAUGUGGAGUUGAGAUGAAUAAAGAACUAGCGGAAGAGGAUGGCAGUUUACCCGGCGUGUGUCAGCUCCCAGGUUCGGAGUGUCAGCUACUGGAGAGGAGGGGGAUAGAGGUGGGUCACACAUUUUACCUUGGCACCAAAUACUCGUCUGUGUUCAACGCGUGUUACAGGGCCCAGGAUGGGAGCUCCAUGGUUGAGUAUGAGAUGGGCUGCUAUGGUCUGGGCAUGACCAGGAUCCUACAGGCGUCCCUGGAGUCUCUGUCUACGGACGCCUCUCUACGCUGGCCGCGACUCCUGGCUCCAUACCAGCUGUGCAUCAUUCCUAAAAAGGACCGUACCCAUGGGGAGGAGUACCUGCGACUAGCGGAGUCCCUGAGUGACCAACUGACGAGCCACCCCCACCUACGUAGCGAAGUGAUCAUCGAUGACCGCAUGUCGCUGACCAUCGGACGAAGACAGGUGGAUGCUGACCGUCUCGGCUGUCCGUACACCCUGGUCCUGGCUGGCAAGGCCCUGGAAUCCUCCCCGCAGUAUGAAGUGAUUGACAACUACACUGGAGAAACGUCCUUCUUGAGCUGGGAACAGCUCUCUGACUUUGUGGACAAAAUUGUCACCGUAUGACAUUGUGGACAAAAUUGUCACUGUAUGAAUAUGGACAGAAUUGUCACUGUAUGAAUAUGGACAAAAUUGUCACUGUAUGAAUAUGGACAAAAUUGUCACUGUAUGAAUGUGGACAAAACUGUCACUGUAUGAAUGUGGAAAAAAUUGUCACUGUAUGAAUGUGGACAAAAUUGUCACUGUAUGAAUGUGGACAAAAUUGUCACUGUAUGAAUGUGGACAAAAUUGUCACUGUAUGAAUGUGGACAAAAUUUUCACUGUAUGACAUCGUGGACAAAAUUAUCGCUGUAUGGUUGUUUGCAGAAACCUAAAAAACUUUGAAUCUCUGCACUGGACAAACGGUAAAAAUAAAAAGAAGUAAUGCUAUGUGACCAUAGCCACCCACUGGUAUCGAAAUUUCAAUUAUCGGUCCGUAGUAAACGAAGCAUAGGCUUAAAGGCUUAACCAAGACAGCGAAAACAGACAAAUAGGGAAAUUCAUUCGUGCCAACUGCAGUGAGGUUACGGUACACACAGCGCUUCAAAUGAAACAGAGAAAGAGAGACAGAGAAAAA